GGCGCUGGAUGCAGGUUGGGGCAUUUUACCCCUUUUCCAGGAACCACAACACCGAGCUCUGCGCCCCCCAAGAUCCGGCUUAUUUCGGUGCUGACUCCAUCUUGGUCAAGUCCUCCAUCCAUUAUCUAUACAUCCGCUAUACGUUGCUGCCUUAUCUCUAUACGCUCUUCUAUAGGGCCCACACUCAAGGGGAUACAGUGGCCAGGCCCCUAAUGCAUGAGUUUUACUCGGAUGAAGCCUCGUGGGAUGUGGACCAGCAGUUCCUAUGGGGCCCCGCGUUGCUCAUCACCCCAGUGAUGGACCCGGGGGUGGAGGUGAUCCAGGCGUACAUCCCUGAUGCUGUGUGGUACGACUACGAAACGGGAGCCAGGAUCUCGUUCCGCAAGCAGACAGCGCAGCUUUAUCUCCCCGCUGAUAAAAUGGGGCUCCAUUUGAGGGGGGGCUUCGUGGUGCCCACCCAGCGCCCCAACACCACCACCGUCACCAGCCGCAGGAACGCCAUGGGGUUGAUUGUGGCCCUGGAUGACGACGGGACGGCAAUGGGGGAACUCUUUUGGGAUGACGGCGAGUCCACGGGUACAAUUGAGGGUGGGAUUUACGUCCAUUACAACUUCAGUGUUUCCAAUAACGAGCUUCAUAUGGAAGUGACUAAAAACGGUUACACGGACCCAAAUUCGCUGAAAUUCGAAGAAAUUCGGAUCCUGGGAUUAGAAAAUGAGCCGACCCAACUGACAGUGAUACAGGGCAACACAGUGAUGGAUCCAUCCCAUAAUAUCACUUAUAGGGCCACGGAGAAGGUGGCGCUAAUUACGGGCCUGCAGUUGGAAUUGGGCCUUUCCUAUACGUUGCGUUGGGUUCUGAGUUCUGGUACUGGUACCAAUAUGAAGUUCGAUUGCCAUCCCGAAAGCGGAGCCACGAGGGAGGCGUGUGAGCAGCGGGGUUGUGUAUGGCAGGAGGACACCUCCCCCUUGGACAUCCCCUAUUGUUAUUAUGGCACCGCAGACAACAACUACGGGGUAUCGGAGCUUCGUUACACCCCAUGGGGUCUGGAGGCCAACGUCACCCUAAACACCCCCCAUAUAGGGGGCACCCAAAGGUCCACCACCCCUAUAGGAACCCUAUGGCUCCAGGUCAUAUAUCACAGCGACCACCUCUUGCAGUUCAAGAUUUACGACUACGCCAAUAAACGCUACGAGGUGCCGGUGACUCUGAACCUCCCCGAGACCCCGAUGAGCCCCAUAGAAAAUCGAAUGUACGAGGUCAAUGUUCAACACAAACCAUUUGGGGUCCAGAUCCGACGUCGGAACACCGGGACCGUCAUNUGGGACUCGGUUCUUCCCACCUUCACCUUCAGCGACAUGUUCAUCCAGAUUUCCACCCGUCUCCCGUCCCUUUAUCUCUAUGGGUUCGGGGAGACCGAACACACUCAGUAUCACCGCGAUAUGAACUGGAACACGUGGGGGAUGUUCAGCCGGGAUCAACCCCCCGGAUACAAAUUGAACUCGUACGGUGUCCAACCAUUUUAUAUGGGGCUGGAAGAGGACGGUAACGCGCACGGGGUCCUAUUGCUGAACAGCAAUGGGAUGGAUGUAACAUUCCAGCCCACACCAGCUCUCACCUAUCGAACCAUUGGGGGUAUUUUGGACUUUUAUGUCGUUUUGGGUCCAACACCAGAGCUUGUUGUCCAACAAUACACCGAGCUGGUUGGGCGACCGGUGAUGCCGCCAUAUUGGGCUCUUGGAUUCCAAUUGUGCCGUUAUGGAUAUGAGAACGACACCGAAAUCGCUCAGUUGGUGGAAGACAUGAAAGCAGCCCAAAUUCCUUACGAUGUUCAAUACACUGAUAUUGAUUACCUCGAGCGUCAAUUGGAUUUCAAGUUGAACCCGCGUUUCUCCGGCCUACCCGAACUUAUCAAUAAGAUCCGUGCCGAAGGGAUGAGAUAUAUCCCCAUUUUGGAUCCGGCCAUAUCGGCCAAUGAAACCGAUUAUCUCGCUUUUACGAGGGGGAUGGAGAAGGAUGUGUUCAUUAAGUGGCCUAACUCACAAGAUAUCAUUUUUGGGAAGGUCUGGCCGGAUUAUCCCAAUAUUGUGGUCAAUGAUUCCCUUGAUUGGGAUACUGCAGUACAGGUGAGUGGUGAUAGAAACCAAAGCAGAAUUGGGUCAGAAUUGGGUUUUUUGUUUCUGGUUUUUUUUCCUUUUUUUUGUUGUUUUCAGGAUAUGAACGAACCCUCCAGCUUCGUCCAUGGGGCCGUUUGGGGCUGCAGGGAUCAUGAGCUCAAUAACCCCCCAUAUAUGCCCAAAUUGGGGAACAGAGAAGACGGCCUGGCCUACAAAACCCUUUGCAUGGAGGGCGUCCAUAUUAUGGCCGACGGCAGCGAGCGCCGCCAUUACGACGUCCAUAACCUCUACGGAUGGUCCCAAACCAAACCUACCUUAGAUGCGUUGAGGAGGAUCACGAAGGAGAGGGGGAUCGUCAUCACGCGUUCGACGUACCCCACAAGUGGGCAAUGGGCCGGACAUUGGUUGGGGGACAACACGGCGGCGUGGGACCAGUUGUACAAAUCUAUCAUUGGAAUGAUGGAGUUCAGCCUCUUUGGGGUAUCCUACACCGGAGCGGAUAUUUGUGGGUUUUUCUCUGAUUCCGAGUACGAGCUGUGUGCCCGUUGGAUGCAGCUGGGGGCCUUCUACCCCUUCUCAAGGAACCACAAUGGGAUCGGAAAUAAGAGACAAGACCCCGUGGCCUGGAACUCCACCUUUGAAUCUAUAUCCAGGGACGUAUUGAACGUCCGCUAUACGUUAUUGCCGUAUCUCUAUACAUUAAUGUUCCAGGCCUCGGCCUAUGGCAGCACCGUCGUGCGACCGCUGCUACAUGAGUUUGUGGAUGAUAAAACAACGUGGGAAAUUUAUAAGCAGUUUCUAUGGGGGCCAGCGCUGCUUAUCAGCCCCGUGUUAGAUAAGGGCGCUGUGACGGUCAAUGCGUAUUUCCCGAACGCCCGCUGGUAUAAUUAUUACACAGGGGAAUACGUCGGUUUUGGGGGAGAAUACAGAGAUUUGAUGACUCCAUUGGAUCGUAUCAACCUCCACGUCCGCGGCGGCUUCAUCCUCCCCCUACAGACCCCGGCCAACAACACGGCCUAUAGCCGGAAAAACCCAUUUUCCCUUUUGGUGGCGUUGAAUGAGAGUCAACAGGCGGAAGGGCAGCUCUAUUGGGACGACGGCGUGAGGAUCGACGCCAUUGAGGACGGAGUCUACCUGCUGACCUCAUUCACCGCCCAUCAGAACACGCUGUGGAUCCGCGUGCAGCACCGCGGUUACUCCGACCCCAACACGCUUCGAUUCAGCUCCAUCCGUGUCCUGGGGCAGAACGAGGCGGCGCAGCAGCUCUAUGUGAUGGAGAACGGAGCCCAGCUGCCAUCGCAACACGUCGUGACAUAUAACAGCAGCACACAGGUCCUUGACAUCACCCAGCUCGAAUUGGAGUUGGGCAGAGAUUACACGUUGGAAUGGAGCUGAACCCAUUGGGUUACCUAGAACCCGACCCCCAUUGGGUUACCUAGAACCCAACCCCCAUUGGGUUACCUAGAACCCAAUCCCCAUUGGGAUACCUAGAACCCGACCCCCAUUGGGAUACCUAGAACCCGACCCCCAUUGAGUUACCUAGAACCCAACCCCCACUGGGUUACAUAGAACCCAACCUCCAUUGGGUUACCUAGAACCCGACCCCCAUUGGGAUACAUAGAACCCAACCCCCAUUGGGAUACAUAGAACCCGACCCCCAUUGGGAUACAUAGAACCCAACCCCCAUUGGGAUACCUAGAACCCGACCCCCAUUGGGAUACAUAGAACCCGACCCCCAUUGGGGUACCUAGAACCCGACCCCCAUUGGGAUACCUAGAACCCAACCCCCCCCCAGGACCCCAAAUCCUCCCCUUGUUCUCAUUAACUCGGAUUUAUGUAAAUAUAUUCUAAUUAUGCAAAGUA
Messenger RNA from Coturnix japonica (Japanese quail), 3980 nucleotides. The record is from RefSeq and is a predicted model, not a curated record. NCBI's taxonomy places the organism in Eukaryota, Metazoa, Chordata, Aves, Galliformes, Phasianidae.